GCCCCGUCUGGGCCCAAUAUCCGGCGGCUGCGGGGUCCAUGAGGCCAGUGAGAGUCAUGAAGGUGUUCGUCACGCGCAGGAUUCCCCCCGAGGGCAGCGCCGCGCUCUCCCGGGCCGCAGACUGUGAGGUGGAGCAGUGGGAUUCUGAUGAGCCCAUCCCCAGAGAGGACCUGGAACAGGGAGUGGCCGGGGCCCAUGGCCUGCUCUGCCUCCUCUCGGACCGCAUAGACAAGAAGCUGCUGGACGCUGCAGGAGCUAAUCUCAAAGUCAUUAGCACAAUGUCUGUGGGUGUCGACCACUUGGCUUUGGAUGAAAUCAAGAAGCGUGGGAUCCGUGUGGGCUACACUCCGGGUGUCCUGACCGACGCCACGGCCGAGCUCGCCGUCUCCCUGCUGCUUACCACUUGUCGCCGGCUGCCAGAGGCCAUCGAGGAGGUGAAGAACGGCGGCUGGACCUCAUGGAAACCCCUGUGGAUGUGUGGCCACGGCCUCUCACAGAGCACCGUCGGCAUCGUUGGCCUGGGGCGCAUAGGUCAGGCCAUAGCUCGGCGUCUGAAGCCAUUCGGUGUCCAGAGAUUUCUCUACACAGGGCGCCAGCCCAGGCCUCAGGAAGCAGCGGAAUUCCAGGCAGAGUUUGUGUCCGCCCCCGAGCUGGCCGCCGCGUCUGAUUUCGUCGUCGUGGCCUGCUCCUUAACGCUGGCCACCAGGGGGCUCUGCAACAAGAACUUCUUCCAGUGCAUGAAGAAAACGGCCGUGUUCAUCAACAUCAGCAGGAGGACAGUAAGCGCCCCAGAGCACGUCCCAGCUAGAGCAGGGCCUGGUCUGGCUCCCAGCAGUACCUUGACCUUGCUCAGGAAGUGAAGGCACCAUAGCAGCAAAUCAGGUAACUUUGUUCCUCAAACCCCGAACGGUUGGACUUGACAGACUUUAUAGCCUGUUAGAGGCCAGCCUUCAUGGCCCUGGGCCUGAGUUUGUCAGUGAGUCAGUGAGCUUGGACUCACACACUUCUGGAAAGACAGACCCAAACCCCAGGUUGUCUUGGGUCCUCAAAAUGUGCGCAGGGUGCCUCUAGUCCACUGUGUGUGUUAACGGGGGCAGACCUCCCCUCUCAGCCACUCCAGUCCCUUCCUAGAUAUUAACAGUGCCUCAGGACACCCACCGUCAUCCCCAGGGGAGAAGUGGUAGACCAGGACGACCUCUACCAGGCCCUGGCCAGUGGCCAGAUCGCAGCUGCUGGACUGGAUGUGACGACCCCGGAACCACUG
Odocoileus virginianus texanus is the source of this 1264-nucleotide messenger RNA. RefSeq names its product glyoxylate and hydroxypyruvate reductase (gene GRHPR). Lineage: Eukaryota; Metazoa; Chordata; Mammalia; Artiodactyla; Cervidae. Gene Ontology annotation, molecular function: hydroxypyruvate reductase (NADH) activity; hydroxypyruvate reductase [NAD(P)H] activity; glyoxylate reductase (NADPH) activity. Gene Ontology annotation, cellular component: cytosol. The record is from RefSeq and is a predicted model, not a curated record.